CAUACUUUUUCGAUGGAAGAAGCUCUUUGGCUCUUGUAAUUAUUCCACUUCAGCUCCACCAGCUAAUUAAUCUUCAAAUGCCUACUGCAUUUUCUUCUUGUUGUUGGGUCUUGGUGCUCUUGGUUAUUGCUUGGCUUGAUAGUUGCAUGGGUGCUACCCCGAUUGGUUUGGGUUCAAGAUUGUUGGCUAGAGAAAACCAAGCAUGGGUUUCAGACAAUGGAACCUUUGCAUUUGGGUUCACUCCAGCACCAGACAAUCUUGACAAGUUUUUAUUGGCCAUUUGGUUCUCCGACCUUCCUGGAGAUCGAACAACCGUUUGGUCUGCUAACCGACACUCUCCAGUCACCAAAGAGGCAAAUUUGGAGCUGGACGCCACAGGAAACCUGGUCCUUAUCGACAGAGACACCACCAUAUGGACAUCAAACACCUCUGGAGCUGGAAUCGAAGCAGCAGUCAUGUCGGAAUCUGGCAACUUCAUUCUCUACACUGUGACCAACAACCCUGUGUGGCAAAGUUUCUCACAUCCAUCAGACACUCUCCUCCCAAACCAGCCUUUAUCAGUCUCUCUAGAGCUAACAUCACCAAAAUCAUCUCCUCAUGGUGGUUAUUACUCACUAAAAAUGCUUCAACAACCCACUUCACUUAGCCUUGCUUUAACCUACAACUUACCUGAAUCCCCUGAUGCCUCCUCUGAAUCUUAUACUUCCAAUUACUCGUACUGGAGCGGGCCUGAUAUUUCAAAUGUUACAGGGGAUGUUGUUGCAGUUGUGGAUGAAGCAGGAAGCUUUGGAAUUGUGUAUGGAGAUUCAUCAAAUGGAGCAGUAUAUGUGUACAAAAAUGAUGGUGAUUAUAAUGGAUUGGCUUCAGCUACAAACAAGUCCACAACCAGAUUAUCUGUUCUCCGAAGAUUGAUACUGGAAAGUAAUGGUAACUUGAGGUUAUAUAGAUGGGACAAUGAUGUGAAUGGAUCGCGCCAAUGGGUUCCAGAGUGGGCUGCAGUGUCGAAUCCAUGUGACAUUACUGGUAUUUGUGGUAAUGGAAUAUGUAAUUUGGACAAAAGUAAGACUAAUGCUACGUGUACAUGCUUUCCUGGAACUAGUAAUGGCACAAAACCGGGCAGUAACAACCAGUGUUACGAAAACUCAUCGUUGAUUGGCAAAUGUGAUUCAAGAAACCAAAACCAGACUUCUUUGUUUAGGAUUGCGGCGCUGCAGCAGACGAAUUAUUACUUCUCUGAGUAUUCUGUGGUGGCGAAUUAUAGUGAUAUUGAAAUAACCGCUAGAUGUGGGGAUACUUGUUUAGCAGAUUGUGAGUGUGUGGCUUCUGUGUAUGGACUUGACGAUGAGAAGACUUAUUGUUGGAUUCUGAAGAGCUUGGAUUUUGGAGGGUUUGAGGACCCUGGUUCAACUCUAUUUGUGAAAAUAAAUUCUAAUGGUUCAGGCUAUCCAAGAGCUGGUGGUGAUUCAGAUGAAGAGACUGAAAAAGUUCAAAAGGUUUUGGUAGUACCUAUAGUUCUCAGCAUGUCGGUCCUUAUUGGCCUGCUUUGUUUGUUACUGUAUUACAAUGUUCACAGAAAAAGAGCAUUGAAGAGAGCCAUGGAAAGCUCCUUGAUCCUGUCAGGAGCUCCUAUGAAUUUCAGUUACCGCGACUUACAAGUUCGUACCUCGAAUUUUUCACAGCUGCUUGGAACAGGAGGUUUUGGGAGUGUGUACAAAGGAAGCCUUGCAGAUGGGACUUUGGUUGCAGUAAAGAAACUUGACAGGGUUUUGCCUCAUGGAGAGAAGGAAUUCAUAACAGAAGUGAACACCAUUGGCUUAAUGCAUCACGUGAACUUGGUCCGUCUAUGUGGGUACUGCUCUGAAGGGUCACAAAGGCUACUUGUUUAUGAGUUUAUGAAAAAUGGGUCCUUGGACAAAUGGAUCUUUCCUUCACAUAAAUUCCGGGACAGGCUCCUGGAUUGGCCUACCCGGUUCAACAUUGCUGUUGCUACUGCGCAAGGAAUUGCAUACUUUCACGAGCAGUGCAGAAAUAGGAUAAUUCACUGUGAUAUCAAGCCGGAGAACAUUUUAUUAGAUGAGAAAUUCUGCCCAAAAGUAUCCGAUUUUGGGCUAGCCAAGUUGAUGGGAAGAGAGCACUCGCAUGUUGUCACUAUGAUCAGAGGAACAAGAGGAUAUUUGGCCCCAGAGUGGGUCAGUAAUCGACCUAUAACAGUUAAGGCUGAUGUUUAUAGUUAUGGUAUGCUUCUUUUGGAGAUUCUCGGUGGCCGGAGAAACCUUGAUAUGACUUUUGAUGAAGAGGACUUCUUCUAUCCUGGCUGGGCUUUUAAGGCAAUGACGAGCAGAACACCGAUGAAAGUUGCAGACAAGAGACUAGAAUUGGCAGUGGAUGAAGCUGAGCUCAUGAGAGCAUUAAUGGUUGCGUUCUGGUGCAUUCAAGAUGAGGUUUUCAUGAGACCUUCAAUGGGGGAAGUGGUGAAGAUGUUGGAAGAAUCAAUGGACAUAAACAUGCCACCGAUGCCGCAGACGGUGCUGGAAUUGAUAGAGGAAGGUCUUGAUCAUGUGUACAGAGCCAUGAAGAGGGAGUGUAAUCAGUGGAGCUCCUUCACAGUUAACAGUCAUCCAUCGUCCUCCAAUGCGACCUGUAGUUAUUCUACAAUGUCACCAAGAUAGUCAAAGGUAGAGAAAAUUACAGUUUUGACUUUCAAACAUUCAAAUUCAAUUGUGGGCUUGUACAUUUCGAUGACGGGCCUGGGCUAGACUAUGAGGGAGCUAUAUGGGCUUGUAAUGUUGGGCCAGGCCGUAGAUUAUUCUUUCUUCUGUUCUUAACAAAGUAUGGGCUUUCAAGCUUAAUGGCCCAACUUAAAUUGUUUUCACAACCCAACAGGCAUUUUGGGUCGGUUUUGCGUUGUCUAAGACUAUUAUAUAAGUAAUCUAAGGGAUA
Messenger RNA from Tripterygium wilfordii, 2940 nucleotides. Its product is annotated as G-type lectin S-receptor-like serine/threonine-protein kinase At5g24080. Gene Ontology annotation, molecular function: protein serine/threonine kinase activity; ATP binding. Lineage: Eukaryota; Viridiplantae; Streptophyta; Magnoliopsida; Celastrales; Celastraceae. The coding region runs from base 78 to 2669 and encodes 863 amino acids. The record is from RefSeq and is a predicted model, not a curated record. The transcript has 5 exons. Gene Ontology annotation, biological process: protein phosphorylation; recognition of pollen.